Drosophila innubila is the source of this 974-nucleotide messenger RNA. RefSeq names its product sperm flagellar protein 1. Gene Ontology annotation, biological process: regulation of cytoskeleton organization. Bases 1 to 765 code for a protein of 254 amino acids. NCBI's taxonomy places the organism in Eukaryota, Metazoa, Arthropoda, Insecta, Diptera, Drosophilidae. The transcript has a single exon. Gene Ontology annotation, molecular function: microtubule binding. The record is from RefSeq and is a predicted model, not a curated record. Gene Ontology annotation, cellular component: axoneme.
AUGCACACAAUCAGUAGCAAGAACCUCAGCAAUGAGGAUAUCGCCGAGGUUCACAAAUGGCUGCAACAGAACGAUAUUAAUACAACACGAUUGCGUCGUGAUUUCUCCGAUGUUUUACCCCUGGCGGAGAUGAUGAAACGCGAUCAUCCACGACUCGUCGACCUGAAUAAUUUUCCAAAGCGUAGCAGCGUUCAACUGAAGAUUGCCAAUUGGGAGACAUUCAAUUACAAAGUCUUGGCCAAAUUCAAUUUGACACUGAGUCGUGAGUUUAUGGAAUUACUAUCGACGGGAGCCCAUGGGGCUGCCGAGGUGCUAUUACAUGAGAUAAUGCGAUUGAAGAAGCGUCAGCGUGUGGUGGAGACACGUAAUGCGAUAUUGGCACAGGAGCAGAUUUGGGAGGAGAAUGAUGAGGUGAAAACGGUUGUGGUUAAUAAACAGGUGGGCGAUGGCAUCGUUCAGGUGCCACAAAAGAUGAUACUCUAUUCACUCUAUGAGAAAAUGGCACGCGAUAAUCAGGCCAAGGAGGCAAUCAUUGAGUCGAAUCAAAAGCGUUUGGCACACAUGGAGAACAUUAUAAAGGUCAAAACGGAGCGUAUCGAUGAGCUGCUCAUGCAAAUGGGAAAAUCCCCGAUUAAAAUCUGCAAUAGCCCGCAUGGGAACAAUUGUUCCAGCUCCACACGCGUUCCCUCAACCUCAUUACUCAGUUACGAGGCACUCGGUUGUAUUCGCAAACGUCAUACAAAUACUCCAGCCUCUUCCGACUAGCAAUUAUGCAAUCUACAAUAAUGAGAAAACAAGAAAGAGACGGCAACAUGCAGCACGGAAUAAAAGCCUUACACAUUGAUUACUAUUUUUAAUAUUUCUUUUAUCAACUCAACGUUUAAAAAGUAACUCGCAAUAAGUUCAUAAGUUUCAAUUCAAAUUGCAAAUUGCAUUCCAUUCCACAGAGUAAAAAUGUAUUUGAAAAUCUCCAA